UCCUGUUGCAGUAGCUGUUUUUUGCUCAUUCUGUAUUUAUUAUAACUUCUAUCUUUUUUUUAAGCCAAUCAAUUCGACAUAUCAUGUUAAAAUGUCAUUGUGUUUUUGAGGGGGAUUAUAAUAAAUGUUGAAACACAUUUGCACCAAAAAAAAGUCAUUUUCUAAUGUUUUGUUCUCUGUUGAACUUUCCCAUGUAUCUUUCCUGUCCCAGCAAACCUCUUCACAACCAUUUAAUUUCUCCUCAUUGACUAAUUAACAAUCCCACCGCCUUGGGUUUCCUCACAAAACAAUAUAAACAUUCACUCUUUUCUGGGGCACAGCCAGGGUUCAUGCUGGCAUAAAACGGAGCAAAAACAAGUCUGCAUAGUUUCCAGCACAAUUUGAUGCAGAGCAGAGAGAACCGGCCCAGGGGCCCAUUUCAGCCUCAAGAGGGGACACAUUUAACAAAAUUCUUCUCGUCUCCAGAGGCCGACUCUGCAGCUGUGGCCAGCAGCACAGGCAGCGUUACGGAUCCUCAGGGUCCGCUGAAGAGGAUCUUCAUGAAAGAGGCAGACGCUGCAAACUUCUUCAGGAGGCGCAGCAGACGGGCUGUGAAGUCUCAGGAUGAGCUUGACGCUGAGCAGAGGCAGGUUAUAGCUGCUGAUGAGCGGAAGAGAGAAUUUCAUGAGGAGAAGAGGAACGAGUUUGAGAGCUACGCCGAGGAGGAUAACGACGAGGUAAACGAGAGAAGCAGAGAGAGUACGGAACAGUGGAGAGAGUUCCAGUACGACGGCGUGCAUCCACCCCACGAGGACAACCGCCACUCCAACUGACACCCCGGAGCACAGAUGCAGGGAGACGGGACAGAACUCAAGAUGCAAAAGUAGAUAUUUAAGCAAAUAUAUACAACGUUUUUCCAUUUUAAGCCUGUAAAAAAAUUAAACAGACUUCCUAAUAUCAUAGAUUAACCAAAUUUGUGACAAAUACAUAAGCAUUUGUUAUAAGUAUCAGGGAUAAAUGACAGCACGGCAUGGUUUAAUUCUCACUUUUAAACGGGAAGAUCACAAUCACUUUAAAAUGUUUUAUAUUUUUAAAUAUGAGCUAAGUUACAUUUAUAAGGAACCCAAAAAAGUAAAAAAAAAAAAAAAGCAUAAACUUAAACACUUUUUUUAAUAAACUUAAAACUAAAUCUUUUAUUUUAUCUUUUUCAUUUUAGAUAGUUGGUAUCAGAAUGAAACUAAAAAAUAAAUAAAGUAACCAGUAACUUCUGAUGUGUUUUUCCAUUUAUCCUUAUACACACCAGCUUAAUUCCCUGUGAUUUUCUUGAAAUUCUUCUUGUGAAGAAUCCUGUUUAUUACUAAUUGAAAAUCAUUUAAAAAAAAUCAGCAGUUUGGUUAGACCAUUUAUCAUAUAUAUAAAUAUAUAAUAUAAUGCAUUAAAUAAUAUACCAUGAUGAAAUAGUUCUAUAACCUCACCUCCACACAGUUUUCCUGAGAUUCACAAUCAUUUUUAGGGAUAGUUUAUGAUUGAUCGUUCUUCUACAAACUGUACACUGAACGGGUCCUAGUGAAGCCGCCCCAAACUAUGAUACUACCACCUAGUUUAACAGAUGGACAAGGUUUACAUGCCACAACAAAUUCAGUUUCAUUUUCAUUUCAAUCAAAUUCAAACUUUUAUUUUCAUUACAUAUAAGAGCAUCAGUGUGAAUCGCUUCGUAUAUAUUUACUGUACUGAUGUGUGCAAAGUGUAACUUGAUAUUUACUUUCAAUUAAAGCAAAAACAACCAUU
Oryzias latipes (Japanese medaka) is the source of this 1767-nucleotide messenger RNA. The record is from RefSeq and is a predicted model, not a curated record. Lineage: Eukaryota; Metazoa; Chordata; Actinopteri; Beloniformes; Adrianichthyidae.